Neomonachus schauinslandi (Hawaiian monk seal) is the source of this 1075-nucleotide messenger RNA. RefSeq names its product FAM3 metabolism regulating signaling molecule B (gene FAM3B). The transcript has 8 exons. The coding region runs from base 138 to 845 and encodes 235 amino acids. NCBI's taxonomy places the organism in Eukaryota, Metazoa, Chordata, Mammalia, Carnivora, Phocidae. The record is from RefSeq and is a predicted model, not a curated record.
CCGGCCCGCACUUCCGUCAGGCCCCGUCUGCUCGCCCUUUGCUCUCCUUCCCCGCCGCCGGCCGCUCCGAGGGUGCAUCUCUGUCGUCGCCGGGCCCCUCGAGGCUCGCUCCGGCGCCAGAGAGCUGCACCUGGAAGAUGCGCCCGGGGACUGCGGGCACUUUGAAGAUGGCGUUCUUCUUCUUCGCCUCCAUAUGCGCCUGGUAUUCCGGGUACCUGCUCGCGGAGCUCAUUCCAGAGGUAUCCCUGACCAGUGCUGUUUCUAGCAUCCAGAGAAUCUCCGAGAAGCCCCUCCUCAAGGCCCCAGCCCCUAAAAGGCAGAAAUGUGACCACUGGACCCCGUGCCCCUUGAACACCUAUGCCUACCGCUUGCUCAGCGGGGGCGGCAAGGACAAGUAUGCCAAAAUCUGCUUUGAAGAUGAGCUGCUCAUGGGAGAAAAGACUAGAAAUGUUGGAAGAGGGAUAAAUAUUGCCAUUGUCAACUAUAUGACUGGGAAAGCAAUAGCAACACAGUAUUUUGAUAUGUUUGGAGGUGAUAACUCUGGACCGAUGACGAACUUUAUUCAGAGCGCACCUCCAAAGUCCCUGCUCUUCAUGGUGACCCAAGAUGACGGUGCGAGUAGGCUGAAGGAGGAUGCCAAGAAGGUCAUAGAAGCACUUGGAAGUAAACAAAUCAGGAACAUUCGGUUCAGGUCGAGCUGGGUAUUUAUCACAGCAAAAGGCUUUGAGCUUCCUGCAGACAUUCAGAGAGAAAAUAUCAACCACUCUGAUAGUGCGAGGAACAGGUACUCUGGCUGGCCUGCAGAGGUACAGAUAGAAGGCUGCAUACCGAAACAACCGAGCUAACGUUGCACAUGGCCUUAAUAAACGUGUGAUGUGUAGACCCAUGCGGUGUGGCCUGGCCCAAGAAUCUUAGCCAACAGUCAACAUUUGAUGAAUUUUUGAGGUUUGUCUUCAAGCAAGCAGUAUUUGCUGGUUGUAUCCAGUCUUGGCACACAGUACGUUUAUGCCAGAAUGUCUCUAAGUGAAGGCAUUCGUGAGCAGGAAGACUGGAAUGGAUGGGAAUGGUGAGGGAA